This is a messenger RNA of Vairimorpha ceranae, 2571 nucleotides long. RefSeq names its product patatin-like phospholipase domain containing protein 6. Lineage: Eukaryota; Fungi; Microsporidia; Nosematidae. The record is from RefSeq and is a predicted model, not a curated record. The transcript has a single exon. The coding region runs from base 1 to 2571 and encodes 856 amino acids. Gene Ontology annotation, biological process: lipid metabolic process.
AUGUUUUUGUAUAUUUUUAUAUUUAUUGUUACAUCUAUUCUCAUUUUGAAAAGAAUUAUAACCAAAAGAAAAAAGCAUACAUACACACAUAAAGAUCAUUUUACAACGAAAGAAUCUUUAAAGUACAUCCAGCCAACUGAAAAUGUGCCUUAUUUGAAGUAUACAAAAGAUUUAAAGUAUGAUAUUAUAAAACUUAAUACAGGUGAGACUAUAAAUAAAAGUGAAAUGUUUUUUAUUGAAAAAGGGUCAGUUAUAAUCACACAUGAAGAAAAGUUUGUUUGUAAAAAACAACAAAAUGAUUUUUAUUUUUAUGCAUUAGAUUUUUUUGGUAUAAAUAAAGAAAAUGUGCAUAUUAUUGCAAAUGAACCGUGUGUUAUUUGGAAAAUCGACAAAUCUAAAAUCAACACAUUUGUAUUACUUACUAGUAUAAAAAAGAAAGUCAUUGAUGUCUUGGUUGAACAAUUUGAUUAUCCAGAUCUAUUUAUAGAAAAUGAGUUAGAGCUUAAUAAGCUGUUUUUUACCGACAAAGUAAAUCGAAAAUUUCAAUUACAACAUUUUAUGCUUAAUAUUUUGAACUUUAAGAAAAAUUUUUCUAUGUACACAAAAGUUUUGAGCUAUACCAAUAAUGAAGUGAUUAAGAAAAAAGAAAUAUACAUGGAAAAUUUAUUUUUAAUUGAAGAGGGAACAAUACACCUGAAAUACAAUGAUAAAGUAUUUUAUUGCAGGGAAGGAAACAUAUUUGGAUAUUUUAGUUUAUUUUUUAAUUGCUACCGAAAAAUUGAAAUUAAGUGUGAAGAACCAGUUAUUCUAAAAGCAAUAAGCUAUGAAUAUCUUAUAAGGAGUGGUCUUGAUCUACAAAAUUUUAGGCUAGAAUAUUUAAAAAAUUUUUGUACUAUAAUACAUUAUAUUGAUUUAUGUACAGAUUGGCGAAUUUUUAGAAUUAAUGAUACUAUUGCUAAUUCAGAAUUUUGUCAAACAGAAGCUUUUAAAAAGAUUAUUUAUCUUAAUGAAGGAUCCUUGCAAAAAAAGGAUAAUACUCUUAUUGUCAAGCGGCUUAGUGAUAUUAUUUACAUAGAUGAAUAUAUAAUACGACAUAUGUUACACUUUGAUAUAAAUUUUUAUAAGAAAUUACAUAAAAAAACAGGAAUCUCUAAAAAUAAUAAAAUUGUUAGUGUUUUACCAAACAACAAUGAUACAAAUAUUCGUUUAUUUAGUAAAAGACUCAAAGCUUCGAUUGGUAAAGAUUGUCUUCUUUUAGACAAAAAAGAUUUUUUUCUUAGUUUUGAUAUUUCUGAAGAAUUGCGGGUAAGUGAAUUUUUAAACAGACUUUCAAGAACCCAUAGUUUAAUUUUAAUUAAUGUAGAAAAUAAGUUUAGCCGCUUAGCUAAGUUCUUACAUGAAUUCAGUGAUGUAGUCUUAGUUGUUGGAUAUGGAUGGGAUAUAAAUUUUAAUACUACAUUUUAUAAUGAUAAAAAUUCAGAGACUGAUAAAAAUUUUUAUACUAAUGUCGAAUUUGUUAAAUUAUACGAGCAAAAACCAACACAAAAAAGCAAACCCCGAAAUGACAAUAAUUUAAAUUGUCUUAAAAUACAUAACAUAUUAAGUCCAAAUAAAACAAUACUGUUUUCUUCAAAAGACUAUGAUAGAUUAAGCAGGUAUCUUAUGAAUAAAAGAAUAGGUCUUGUAUUAAGUGGUGGAGGAGCAAGGGGCAUUGCACAUAUUGGAGUAAUUCAGGCAUUAGAAGAAGAGAAUAUUCCAAUUGAUAUAAUUGGUGGAAGUAGUAUGGGGGCAUUUAUAGGCGCAUUAUAUUGUAAAGAAUGUGAUAAUGGUUUUGUUUUUUUAAAAGCCAAACAAUUUUGUUCUAGAGCCAAUUCUCUUCUGAGAGUUUUUCUCGAUUUAACAUUUCCUUUAAUGUCUUUAUUUAGGGGAGAAACGUUAAACAAUGGAUUAAAAAAGAUUUUUAAAAAUGAUUUAAUACAAAAUUUAUGGAUUGAAUAUUUUUGUGUAACUACAAACCUGUUUACCAACGAAGAAGAAGUACAUAUUUCUGGACUUGCUUGGAAAUUUAUUAGAGCUAGUAUGGGUUUAUGUGGCUAUGUUCCACCCAUCAUUGAUUCUAAAGGAUAUCUUGUUGAUGGUGGGUAUCUUAAUAAUGUUCCGGCAGAUAUAAUGCUAAAUAUGAAUGUUAGCAAAAUUAUUGCCGUUGAUGUUGGAACCAUUGAAGAAAAUGAUUAUGACGAACAUGAAGAAUGUUUUAAUGGAUUUGUUGGUUUAAUACAUAAAUUUUUUGAUGUUCGUAAAUAUAUAACAAUGCAAGAAAUUCAAUACAGACUGUCAUUUUUAACAUCUGAAAAAAAGCUUAAAGCACUAGAAAAGAACAAUCAAGUAUUUGUGAUGAGACCCGAGCUAGAGGAUAUUCACACGAUGGAUUUUAAAAAAUUUGAUAAAAUUGUAGCAACGGGAUAUUCUUCUGCUAAAAAAAUUUUGAAAGAAUGGAAAUCAAAUGGAAUAUUUGAUACGCACUUUAAUCAGAAUAAAAAUAAACUUCGAAGGCGCAGAUAUUCUGUAUAA